Molecule: messenger RNA, 1186 nt
Organism: Daktulosphaira vitifoliae (grape phylloxera)
Lineage: Eukaryota; Metazoa; Arthropoda; Insecta; Hemiptera; Phylloxeridae
Exons: 2
Coding region: 107-1057 (316 amino acids)
Source: RefSeq, a predicted model, not a curated record
UAUUAUUUAGAAAUUCAGAAUACAAUAAAUACGUAUCUUUUGUCACUUCGUCGAAUUAUUUUUUAAUUAAAAAGUUUCAGUAAUAGUUAAUAGUAAUUAUUUUCCCAUGACUUCAUCAAAAGUUUUCAAAUUAAUUUUUUUAUUAUUGUGUGUGAUUUUGUAUACAAAAGCACCUCCGAGUUCAAAAAAAUAUAUAAAGCAAUUAAAGAGGUCACUAUUGUAUUCGGGAUGGACAAAAUUAAAUGAUGUAAACUUAAUAACAUACUUAAAAAAAAGUUAUUACGUUCAAACUUUAAUAGAAACACCUAUACAUCGCAAUAAUUGUAAUAAUAAAAUACGAGUUUUGACUAUAUAUCUUGGAUGCACAUACUCAAAAGUUAUGCAAAAUUUUAUUUCAAUUAUUAGUAACUACCAACUAAAAUGUGAUAAAAUAUCGAAAAAAGAAAACGAUUUAAUAAAUGGAUACAAUUGCAUAGAACAACUCAUAAAUAUAAUAUCUAUACUCAUUGUUCCUAUGGCCAAAUUGAUGAAAGAAGCCAUAAUUGCUUUGGAUUUAAUGCAUAACAAUCCAUGGGGUAGUGACCCAUAUUUUGAUAAAUACUCCCAUAAAAUAAUUAAUUUUGUAGGAGAAAUAGAAACUAUUCAUGAUAAAUUAAAUAAACUAAUUAUAAAACGUGAUGAUAUUUCUAUAUACAAUUCGAUAAUAACUAAUAUAAACUUAGUAGUUGACAAAAUAAAACCGAAUAUGAAACAAAACACUGAUUACUUUUGUGUUUUUGAACCUUAUGACAUGAAUUAUUUAUGGAAUGGUUGGGUUCAAGAAUAUGAAGACAUUGACUAUGGCGCAAAAUUAGAAUUUUUCAAAUUCAUAAACAAAAAAAUGAAUGAUUAUAUCAAGACAGUAAUUAUAGAAAAGUAUUUUCAAAUGGGGUUUAAAUUUGAUCCAAUUACCGAAGAAACAUUUGUCCCAACAUCGGAGGAGCUAAUUGAAUUAGAGUUAGAAUUUAGAGGAACAAAUGAAGAGCCUCCAACGCCAAUACAAAUAGAAACUCAUUAAAUUUUACAAAAAAAUUGAUUUUAUCUUAUAAUAAUGUAUAAAUUAUUAUUGUAAUUAUUUUAUCAAAUUUACGUAAUUUUAUAAAACUUUAAAUAAUUAUUAAACAUAAUAAUUUUAUUUUAUUUUUAA